CUCGCGCACAGUCCACCCUCACCCGCCUGUCAGCCAUGUUGUUCGUGUGACCCAGCUGUCAGCAACAGGUCCAGUUUACUAAACUAGACAUUCUUCUCGGAAUUACAUCAUUUUGCCAAUACGAGACGACUGCAUAACGCCAGGGAGACAUUCACUGGGGACAGAAAAGAGGAGAAAGUAGAUGUUUUUUUGCCCCAUGAUGGUGAGAGAUGACUGCGAGCUAGCCGGCUGAGUAGAAGAACGGGAGUCCCCCCUGCCCCCUCUGCCACCUGCAGCCAUGAAUGGCGGCCGCAGUGUGUGGGCGAUCUCUCCAGAAGAGCGGGACAAACAUGACAAACAGUUUGACACCCUCUCUCCCGUCAUGGGCUACGUCUCAGGGGAGCAGGCCAGAAAGUUCUUCCUGCAGUCGGGUCUGCCCUCCUCAGUGCUGGCAGAGAUAUGGGCCCUGGCUGACAUGAAUAAGGAUGGGAAGAUGGACAGGUUGGAGUUCUCCAUCGCUAUGAAGCUCAUUAAGCUCAAACUUCAGGGCACACCCCUUCCCUCAUCUCUACCAAUCAUCAUGAAGCAGCCACCAGUGCCCGCCCCUAACCCUGCCUCAACAGGCGUCAUGUCCUCCUCACGCUAUGGAAUGGGCUCCAUGCCAAACCUGUCUAUAAUGCCCGGAGCCAUCGGCAUGCUCACCCCCAUUCCCAUGACAUCUAACUUCUCAACCAUGACCCCUAACUUCUCACCCAUGACCCCUGUGACUGGCCUCACUCCUAUGGUCCCAAUGACAGCAGGCAUGGUCCCCCUGGUUUCCACGUCAACAAUGCCCCUGCUGCCAUCCCUGGGCAGCCCCGCUCUCCCCAAUGGCACUAUGGGUAUCCUACAGCACCUCCCAACAGGACACAUGGGGACAGGCAUGCCUCUCUCUGCGCCCUACGCCUCCUCUCCUCUGGGUUUCUCUCCUGGGAUGAACAAAGCUACGUCACUGCUGGACCUAGGCUCAAGCAGCUCCAACUCUUCGUCCACCACCUCCCUGGCAGGUAGUUCUCCUAAGACGGCUCCGUCUGACUGGGCCGUGCCUCAGGCCUCGCGCCUCAAAUACAGACAGCAGUUCAACAGCCUCGACAAAAACAUGACGGGAUACCUUACAGGUCAGCAGGUGAGGAAUGCUAUGGCAACCACUCUGCUCACUCAGACACAGCUGGCAACCAUCUGGACCCUGGCCGAUGUGGAUAAGGAUGGGAAGCUAAGGGGAGAGGAGUUUAUUCUGGCCAUGCAUUUAGUGGACAUGGCCAAGACCGGCCAACCCUUACCUCUCACACUACCCACAGAACUAAUACCACCAUCACAGAGGGGUGCUGUGAAUGGGACCGGUUUAUCUCUCUAUGCUGGCAUCACUGAAGAACUGGAGGCUGAGCCACCACAGAAAACCAAAAGCAACUUAUCGUUUGAGGAUAGGUUCAAGGCCAACCUGGAGCGAGGGAACGCGGAGCUGGAGAAAAGAAGACAGGCUCUGCAGGACGCACAGAGGAGAGAGGAGGAGAGACGCCAGCAGAAGGAGAGAGAGGAGCGAGAGAGGAGAGAGAGGGAGGCCAGGGAGCAGGAGGAGAGGAGGAGGAAGGAGGAGGAGAGGAGGCUGGAGCGGCAGAGGGAGCUGGAGAGACAGAAAGAGGAGGAGAGGCUAAAGGAGAUGGAGAGAAAAGAGGCGGUGCAGCGUGAGUUGGAGCGCCAGAGGAAGGAGGAGUGGGAGAGGAGGAGGAGAGGAGAGCUGCAGAGCCAGAAAAGUCAGGAGCAGGAGGACAUCGGCAGACUAAAGGCCAGGAAGAGCAACCUGGAGAUGGAGCUGGAGGCUGUGGGUAACAAACACAGGCAGAUCUCCGAGCGGCUGCAUGAUGCUCAGAGCAAGAGGAAGGUGCAGCGGAGCGAGCUGGAGCUGACCAACCAGAGAAGAGACACAAGCAGACAGGACAUCAACUCCCUGCAGAGACAACUAGAGGAGUACCAGAGGAAGCUGUCCCAGCUGACUCCAGAACAGCAGAGGCUCAGUGACAAACUUAGGAACAUGGCCCUCAACAACCUGCCAGUCUCCACCAUGUCCACGCUGAAGCAAAGUGCCAGCGAGAAGGACGGAGUGUGUCGUAAACUGAAGCAGCAGCUGGAUGCUCUGGAGAAAGAGACGGCCGCUAAACUGGCCGACAUGGACCAGUACCAGAACGACAUACAGGAUCUGAGAGAGAGCCAGUGGAAGCAGCAGUCGGCUCUGGAUAAACUACGAAGCAUCAAAGAGGACAAACGGAGAGAACUGGAGAGACAGAGGGCGCAGGAGGAGGAGAGGAAGAGGAGGGAGGAGGAGGAGGCCCAAAGGCGUAUUAAGCUGGAGAAGGAGCGUCAGUGGCAGAAGAAGCUGCAGAGAGAGGAGGAGGAGAGAGAGAGGAGGUUGCAGGAAGAGAGGGAGGCCAAACUGAGAGAGGAGGAGGAGAAGGAGACACAGGCCCGCCUCUUAGCUGCUAAAGAACAGGCAGAACGAGAACGCAGAGCGGAGGAGAGGAGAGAGCAGGAGAGGAGAAUGCAGGAGGAGAGGAGAAGACUGGAGGAAGAGGAGAGGAAGAUGGAGGAGGAGAGAAGGAAACAGGAGGAGGAGAGGAAGAGAAAGGAUGAGGAGAGGCGAGAGGAAGAGAGGAGGCGGCAGGAGGAGCGGAAGAAGCAAGAAGAGGAGGAUCGGCGCAGAAGAGAGGAGGAGAGGAAGAGGUUAGAGGAGGAGAUGAUGGAGAGAGAGAAGGAGGAAGAGGAGAGGAGGCGGCAGCGGGCUGCAGAAGCAGCGAUCCGAGACGCAGAGGAGAGGAAGAGAGUGGAGGAGGAGAGGAAGAGGAAGGAGGAGGAGAGGAGAAGGCAGGAAGAGGUGGAGAGGAAGAGGCGUGAGGAGGACAGGAAGAGAGUGGAGGAGGAGAGGAAGAGGAAGGAGGAGGAGAGGAGGAGGCAGGAAGAGGUGGAGAGGAAGAGGCGCGAGGAGGACAGGAAGAGAACCAACAUCCAUGACAAACUGUCAGCCCUUCUCAGAGGACUAGAGGAGAGGAAAGGCGGUCUGCAGCCCCAGGCCAUGGAGCACAGGAAGUCUGCGGCGCUCACUUCCUUCCGGGCGCUCUACCCCUUCACCGCUCGCAACCAGGACGAACUCAGCUUCGAGGCCGAUGAACUCAUCGAGGUGGAUGAGAGUAUGGAGCGGGAGCAGGGUUGGCUGUAUGGCAGUCGGCAGGGGAAGAUGGGCUGGUUCCCAGAGAGCUAUGUGGAGAGACAGGCCAAACCAGAGACACCUGCUACUGCUGUUAUUAAUACAACUCUAGCUGCCACUACCACUGCUGUUGCUACCACUGCUGUUUAUGCUACUGUUGCUAAACAGGCCCCCAGACCACAACUCUCCACCCCCAAACACACAGGGAAACCCGGGGGAGACGCUGCCAUGCCAACGGGACAGAACUCCGCCUUCACACCUACACACGCCCCUCACCACGCCCCCUUGGAUCAGAUACAGGUGGUGGGUAGCCUGCAGGCCCAGGCUCUGUGUUCGUGGACCGCUAAGACAGAGAGCCAUCUGAACUUCAGUAAGGAUGAUGUGAUCUGGGUGCUGGAGCAGCAGGAGAGCUGGUGGCUGGGGGAGCUCAACGGGGUGCAAGGCUGGUUCCCCAAAACAUAUGUCAAACUCCUGGGAGACAAUGAAGACACCACCAACUCGAUCAAUUCCCCUCCUGAUGGAUCUGAAGCCACAGAUGCUGCUCAACAGGAAGAGUACGUGGCGCUGUACACCUAUGAGAGCCCAGAGCCUGGUGACCUGACAUUUAGGGAGGGUGAUGUCAUCCUGGUGACCCAGAGAGAGGGAGAGUGGUGGAGCGGAGGCAUCGGAGACCGCACCGGGGUGUUCCCUUCUAACUACGUCAAACCCAAAGAGACAGACACAUCCAGCAACUCUGGGAAAUCAGGUCAGCCUGGGAAGAAACCAGAGAUAGCCCAGGUGAGCACAGCCUACACGGCCACAGGGACAGAACAGCUCAGCCUGGCGCCAGGACAGCUUAUCCUCAUCCUCAGCAAGAACGCCACCGGCUGGUGGCUCGGAGAACUGCAGGCGCGGGGAAAGAAGCGUCAGAAGGGUUGGUUUCCUGCCUCGCACGUCAAAAUGCUGGGAUCCAACAGCGGCAAGUCCACGCCAGCACCUCUACCAGUGUGUCAGGUCAUUGCCAUGUACGACUAUAAGGCAGCUAACGAGGACGAGAUGAGCUUCUCCAAGGGUCAACUGAUCAGUGUGUUCGACAAGAACGACCCCGAUUGGUGGAAAGGGGAGGUCAACGGGGUCACCGGUCUGUUCCCAACCAAUUACGUCAAGAUGACCACCGCCGACACCGACCCCAGCCAGCAAUGGUGUGCUGACCUGAACAGUCUAGACUCUAUGACUCCCCAGGAGAGGAAGAGACAGGGUUACAUCCACGAGCUCCUCCAGACAGAAGAGAGAUAUGUAGAGGACCUACAGAUAGUCAUGGAGGUGUUCCAUAAACCCAUGUCUGAGUCGGGCCGUCUGACAGAGGCAGAGAUGGCCAUGAUCUUUGUCAACUGGAAGGAGCUCAUCGCCUGUAACACCAAACUGCUAAAGGCUCUGCAUGUGCGUAAGAAGACUGGGGGUGAGAAGAUGCCUGUCCAGGUGAUCGGGGACAUCUUGGCGUCAGAGCUGGCUCACCUCCAGCCAUACAUCCGGUUCUGCUCCUGUCAACUAAACGGAGCUGCUCUGCUGCAGAGCAGGACUGACAACCAACAGGACUUUAAAGACUUCCUCAAGAAAAUCGCCACAGACUACCGCUGUAAAGGCAUGCCCUUAUCCAGCUUCCUGCUGAAGCCCAUGCAGAGGAUCACACGCUACCCUCUACACAUCAAAAACAUCCUGGAGAGUACCCAGGAGGGCCAUGUGGACCGCGGCCCCCUGAGAGAGGCUUUGGAGCGGGCUGAGGAGCUGUGUUCUCAGGUCAACGAGGGAGUCAGGGAGAAGGAGAAUUCUGACAGGCUGGAGUGGAUGCAGUCACACGUACAGUGUGAGGGAGUCACAGAGAACUUGGUGUUUAACUCUCUGACUAACUGCCUGGGGCCCCGUAAACUGCUCCACAGUGGUAAGGUGUACAAGAUUAAGAGCAAUAAGGAGCUGUGGGCCUUCCUCUUUAACGACUUCCUACUGCUCACCCACGCUGCCAAACAGUUCAGCUCCUCGGGACCAGACAGACUCUUCAGCAACAAGAACAACACACAGCUCAAGAUGUAUAAACCGCCGGUGUUCCUCAACGAGGUUCUAGUGAAGUUGCCUGACCCCUCCAGUGAAGAGCCCUUCUUCCACAUCUCCCACAUCGACCGAGUCUACAGCCUCAAGACCGAGAACAUCAACGAGAGGACGGCCUGGGUGCAGAAGAUCAAAGCUGCCUCGGAGGACUUCUUAGAGACAGAUAAGAAGAAGAGGGAGAAGGCCUACCAAGCUCGUUCCCUGAAGGCCAGUGGAAUCGGCCGGCUGUUAGUCACCAUCCUGGAGGCCACUGAACUCAAGUCCUGCAAACCCAACGGUAAGAGUAACCCUUACUGCGAGGUAACCAUGGGAGCUCAGAUCUACACCUCUAGGACCCUCAGUGACACGGUCAACCCCAAGUGGAACUUCAACUGUCAGUUCAACAUCAGAGAUUUGUACCAGGACGUCCUCUGCAUCACCAUCUUCGAGAAGGACCAGUUCUCCCCUGACGACUUCCUGGGUCGUACGGAGGUUCCCGUGGCGACCAUAAAGAAGGAGUUGGAGAACAAGGGUCCAGCGACGCGCCGGCUGCUCCUGCACGAGGUCCCCACUGGAGAGGUUUGGGUCCGCCUCGACCUGCAGCUCUUUCAAAACAGAGCGUCCAAAUAAGGACCUCUGGGCCAACACUGGACGUCCAAAUAAAAACGUCCUGCAGCGCUUCCAAACAAAGGACGCCCAAAUAAGGACGUCCUGUUCUGCAGCCACACUGGAGGGCCUUGGUAGAAAUUGUACGUAACUGCUGGUCCAGGGUCUGAUAUUGUUAAUCUUCCUAAUGGUUAAGUUUGGGGUUGCCUGAUCCUAGAUCUGUGGUUAGGCCAGGGCUAACUUUUACCUGGAGCUGCCAAUUUAUCACCCGAUGAGCUAAUGGGAACCCUCCCUCCUCGUCUGAGGUCAGACGGUCGGUCCUAAGCACUGAUCUGAAGACAGUUUAGCCUUUUAGGCAUGACUGGGGGAGGGCAGGGUUGGGUUAGUGUAAAGCUGAUCCGUGUGUUUAGGAGCAGCUUCUAGCAGUAGUGGUUCUACUUGAACCAGCACAAACACUUAUGGCCUAUACACUCCUCUGCUACUGACUCUCACUCUGCCAAGGAUGCUUGUUGUGAACUCAACCCAGGCCAAUGUUUGUUGAAACUAUUUAUUUCAUUACAGAUCAUCUUAACUCUUCAGUAAAUAUUUGUUAAAGCUAAGAUUUUGUUUGGGAAAGUAAUAUGAGGUAAAAUGGAGAGAGGUUAGAAAAGUGUGGUGCUUUUUGCCAUGAUAGUUUACCACUGGACAUGAGACUUAUCUCAGGACUUAAGUGUUUUUCCUUUUGCUGUCAAAGUCUAUAUUACUGUAUCAAAACCUGCGUCUUUUAUUUUAUCUCAAUCUGUUUCUUUUUCUCCCUUAUGAGUGUAGUAACAUUAAAGAUACAUGUGCAGAGGA
Molecule: messenger RNA, 6715 nt
Organism: Coregonus clupeaformis (lake whitefish)
Lineage: Eukaryota; Metazoa; Chordata; Actinopteri; Salmoniformes; Salmonidae
Product: intersectin-2
Exons: 40
Coding region: 278-5905 (1875 amino acids)
Biological process (GO): positive regulation of Rho protein signal transduction; intracellular signal transduction
Molecular function (GO): protein binding; calcium ion binding; guanyl-nucleotide exchange factor activity
Source: RefSeq, a predicted model, not a curated record